AUGCCGCUUAUCUAUAUAAGUAUGUUAACGGCUCGAGCAGCAGUAAGGAGGGCGAGGGAAGCAGGUCAUCAACGUCUGAUGCUGGACCUGCUCUUGCCGCUCAUUGGCCCUUCACUCCUGGACGACUGGCCUGGCGGCAUUCAACAGCAGCUCCAAGCGGCCAUUCCUCUGGUGGAAUCGCUGCUCACAGGGAUGGUGGACGGUGGGGAGCUGUACACACGGCGGGUGAUAGAUGAGGAUGAGGCAGUGGUGGCGUGGGAGAGCAAGACGGUUGCACUUGUGCUCUUCCCAACAGCCGAGCGCCUGCCAGCUGUCAUGGAGCUGGCCAAUAGUGAGCCAGAGCGCACGCUGCUGCUCAUGAAUCCGCAGUGGCAGCCAGGCCAGGUUGUCUCAGAUUUUGGAUUUGGGAGCAAGCGCAAACAGGCAGAAGAGUUUCUAGACACCUUCCUCACUGCCUACAGUCUGAAGCGCAACCGCAUCCGCUCGUAUGAUGUCACUCUCGUCAAGUGCUUCCCGGGCGAUUGGCAGGUUUACAUGUCGGAUGACAGUGGUAGUGGGUCUGAUAGCUCUUUCCCAACAUAUGAGAUGAUUGGGACAGUGGAAAAUCGGCCAAGUUAUCGUGACCUUGAAGCGAUGGUGCAAAAAAAGAGCAGUCAAGGGAGCGACUCAGGUGGAUGGUUUGGGCGCAUUGCCAAGGAGAUCGAGUUCCUAAAGCGUUCCAAGUGA
Molecule: messenger RNA, 726 nt
Organism: Closterium sp. NIES-65
Lineage: Eukaryota; Viridiplantae; Streptophyta; Zygnematophyceae; Desmidiales; Closteriaceae
Source: the annotation of a GenBank genome assembly